Messenger RNA from Echinostoma caproni, 1848 nucleotides. Lineage: Eukaryota; Metazoa; Platyhelminthes; Trematoda; Plagiorchiida; Echinostomatidae. The record is from the annotation of a GenBank genome assembly.
AUGGACGAUUCCGAAAAGACAUCCAUGAUGAUGUCCCCGUCGAAACGGUUCGAUCAGCUUCGAAUGCAAAUGCAACAAUAUCAUGAUCAGGCUGGUGCGUUGUACGACGAAGAUGACACCUUUUCCGGUAUGCUUAUGCAAUGGGGUCAAUUUUUGGAUCACGAUCUGGAUUUCACUCCGGUCGAUGCAUCUAUCAGCCGAUUCAGUGAUGGACUCAAUUGUAACGAGACGUGUUUGAACGAUCCACCAUGUUUCCCAAUUCUGGUACCACCCGGCGAUCCGCGUAUCAAGCAUCGUUGUAUUGGAUUUGCUCGGUCCAGUGCCACAUGUGGUUCCGGAUCGACGUCAAUUUUGCUCGGUAAACCGCACUAUCGGGAACAGUUGAAUCAGAUCACAUCGUUCAUCGACGCGUCGAAUGUGUACGGCAGUGAGGAGUUUGAUAAUAGUCAGUUACGAGAAACAUUACAUGACGAGGGGAAAAUGCGAAUGGGUAUGCCAACAGAGAGUGGGAAGCGAUUGUUACCAUUCAAUAUUCGUGGACAGGUCGACUGUCAGGCGGAUCCACAACAAGAUUUUGUGCCCUGUUUCAAGGCUGGUGAUCAUCGAAGCAAUGAGAAUUUGGGACUGUUAUCUAUGCACACGAUAUGGGUCCGGGAACACAAUCGUCUGGCCGAUAGUUUACGCAGUCUCAAUCCGGACUGGUUAGGGGAUCGAAUUUACCAAGAGGCAAGAAAAAUUGUGGGCGCUCUGAUGCAAGCAAUCACCUAUCAGGCCUGGUUACCGCAUAUUCUCGGCCCUGAGGGAAUGAAAUUGAUGGGCGAAUAUCACGGAUACGAUGACACAAUCAAUCCGUCAAUUAGUAACGCGUUUGCCACGGCCGCGAUGCGUUUCGGUCACACGCUUGUCGCGCCGGUCAUGUUUCGUCUAGAUCAGAAUUGGGAUGCGAUACCCGAAGGUCAUCUACUAUUGCACCAGGCCUUCUUCGCCCCGGAUCGGAUGCUCAAAGAUGGCGGUCUGGAUCCGAUUCUUCGUGGCUUGCUCUACAACGGUGUGAGAGAUCGAUCUCGCACACCACCAUUGAAUCCGGAACUCACGGAACGUCUGUUCUUCAUGGCUCAUGAAUUAGCCCUCGAUUUGGCCUCUUUGAAUAUCCAACGUGGUCGUGAUCACGGACUUCCAAGCUACACAGAAUACGCGUAUAAAGUUUGCGGUCUCGGAUCAUCUGCACAUCCGGACUCGUUCGAUGAUUUGCGAGAUCGAAUCUCCAGCGAUGAUAUUCGUGCACGACUUCGCAAAGUCUACGGUCAUCCAGGCAAUAUCGAUUUGUUUGCCGGAGGCAUAUUAGAAGAUCUUCUCCCCGGUGCUCGUGUCGGUCCAACGUUUGCGUGUAUUAUCGCGGAUCAGUUCAAACGUCUGCGAGACGGUGAUCGAUUCUGGUACGAAGCUCACGGUAUUUUCACCCCAGCCCAGCUGGCCGAGAUCAAACGAUCGGGGACCAGUUUGGCCCGGGUAGUUUGUGAUAACGGAGACAAUAUCACUGUGGUGCCUCGUAAUGCAUUCCUACGUCCCACCAAAUUGGAAGAUCUGGUUCAGUGUUCACAAUUGCCCAAGUUAAAUCUAGCUGCUUGGGUGGAUUGUUCACCCAGUCCGAUUGAAAGCUCUCAGCCCGAUUUGGGUCGAGUGCGUCGACGACGUAGCGUUCCACCCCCGGACGAGGGGGCUAACUGUCCAUCAAUGGGAUCGCGCCACGGAAGCAUGAUUCAAGAACUGCAUGCAAAAAUCCGUGAUUUGGAGUCUCAAAUGAUGCGACUGAAGUAUGCAUUGAAUUCUACCGUACCGACACCCUGA